CGUCUCCCUAAGGGCGGGGGGCGUCGCUCCGUCUUUCCCUCCCCGCGAGUCGCGUCCGGAGCAGCGCCGCAGCGGGACCCGGCUGCGCCCCAGGUGAAGCAGGAGCGGGGACCGUCCAGCUGCCACCAUGGUUGCCCUAUCGCUGAAGAUCAGCAUUGGCAAUGUGGUGAAGACCAUGCAGUUUGAGCCCUCCACCAUGGUGUACGACGCCUGUCGGAUCAUCCGGGAGCGCGUGCCUGAGGCACAGAUGGGGCAGCCCAGUGAUUUUGGGCUGUUCCUUUCGGAUGAGGACCCGAAGAAGGGGAUUUGGCUGGAAGCUGGGAAGGCUCUGGACUACUACAUGCUCCGCACUGGGGACACCAUGGAGUACAAGAAGAAGCAACGGCCGCUCAAGAUUCGCAUGCUGGAUGGGACGGUUAAAACAGUCAUGGUGGACGACUCCAAAACGGUCACGGACAUACUCAUGACAAUCUGUGCCCGGAUUGGCAUCACCAAUCACGACGAGUACUCGCUGGUGCGGGAGAUGAUGGAGGAGAAGAAGGAGGAGAUCACCGGCACUCUCAAGAAGGACAAGACCUUGCUGCGGGAUGAGAAGAAGAUGGAGAAACUCAAGCAGAAGUUGCACACGGACGAUGAGUUGAACUGGCUGGAUCACGGACGAACGCUGCGCGAGCAAGGUAUCGAUGACAGCGAGACGCUGCUGCUGCGACGCAAGUUCUUCUACUCCGACCACAACGUGGACUCCAGGGACCCUGUGCAGCUCAACCUGCUCUACGUGCAGGCUCGUGAUGACAUCCUGAAUGGCUCCCACCCUGUCUCCUUCGACAAGGCCUGCGAGUUUGCUGGGUUCCAAUGUCAGAUCCAGUUUGGACCCCACAAUGAGCAGAAGCACAAGCCGGGCUUUCUGGACCUGAAAGACUUCCUGCCCAAGGAGUACAUCAAGCAGAAAGGCGAGCGCAAGAUCUUCAUGGCUCACAAGAACUGCGGCAACAUGAGCGAGAUUGAGGCCAAAGUUCGCUACGUGAAACUCGCCCGCUCCCUGAAAACCUACGGAGUCUCCUUCUUCCUGGUCAAGGAGAAGAUGAAGGGAAAGAACAAGCUGGUGCCGCGGCUGCUGGGGAUCACCAAAGAGUGUGUGAUGCGUGUGGACGAGAAAACCAAGGAGGUGAUUCAGGAGUGGAACCUCACCAACAUCAAACGCUGGGCUGCCUCGCCCAAGAGCUUCACCCUGGAUUUCGGGGAUUACCAGGACGGGUACUACUCAGUGCAGACGACGGAGGGGGAGCAGAUCGCCCAGCUUAUCGCUGGCUACAUUGACAUCAUCCUGAAAAAGAAAAAGAGCAAAGACCACUUUGGGCUGGAGGGGGAUGAAGAGUCCACCAUGCUGGAAGACUCUGUGUCCCCAAAGAAGUCGACUGUUCUGCAGCAGCAGUUUAACCGCGUGGGCAAGGUGGAGCACGGCUCAGUAGCCCUGCCAGCCAUCAUGCGCUCAGGGGCCGGCGGGCCAGAGAACUUCCAGGUUGGCACAAUGCCACAGGCGCAGCAGCAGAUCACCAGUGGCCAGAUGCACCGAGGGCACAUGCCCCCCCUGACCUCGGCCCAGCAGGCCCUGACUGGCACCAUCAAUUCCAGCAUGCAGGCCGUGCACGCGGCGCAGGCCACCCUGGACGACUUUGAGACGCUGCCGCCCCUUGGGCAGGACGCCGCUUCCAAAGCCUGGCGCAAGAACAAGAUGGACGAGUCGAAGCACGAGAUCCAUUCGCAGGUGGACGCCAUCACUGCCGGCACUGCCUCCGUUGUGAACCUGACUGCAGGGGACCCGGCCGACACUGAUUACACGGCCGUGGGCUGCGCCGUCACCACCAUCUCCUCCAACCUGACUGAGAUGUCCAAGGGCGUGAAGCUGCUGGCCGCGCUCAUGGAGGAUGAAGGGGGGAAUGGGCGACAGCUCCUGCAGGCUGCCAAGAACCUGGCGAGCGCUGUCUCAGACCUGCUGAAAACGGCACAGCCAGCCAGUGCCGAGCCGCGACAGAACCUGCUGCAGGCGGCCGGCUCCGUGGGCCAGACAAGCGGGGAGCUGCUGCAGCAGAUUGGAGAGAGCGACACGGAUCCUCGGUUCCAGGACAUGCUCAUGCAGCUGGCUAAGGCCGUGGCCAGCGCAGCCGCUGCGCUGGUCCUGAAAGCCAAGAAUGUGGCCCAGAAGACAGAGGACUCGGCGCUGCAAACCCAGGUGAUCGCGGCUGCCACGCAGUGCGCCCUCUCCACCUCCCAGCUGGUGGCCUGCACCAAGGUGGUGGCUCCCACGAUCAGCUCCCCUGUGUGCCAGGAGCAGCUGAUUGAGGCUGGCAAGCUGGUGGCGAAGUCAGCGGAAGGCUGCGUGGAGGCCUCCCAGGCAGCCACCAACGACGACCAGCUGCUGAAGCAGGUGGGGGUGGCAGCCACAGCAGUGACGCAGGCCCUGAACGACCUGCUGCAGCACAUCAAGCAGCACGCCACCGGCGGGCAGCCCAUCGGGCGCUACGACCAGGCCACUGACACCAUCCUCAACGUCACCGAGAAUAUCUUCAGCUCCAUGGGCGACGCGGGGGAAAUGGUGCGCCAGGCUCGUAUUCUGGCUCAGGCAACCUCUGACCUCGUAAAUGCCAUCAAAGCUGACGCCGAGGGGGAGACGGACCUGGAGAACUCGCGCAAGCUGCUAAGUGCUGCCAAGAUGCUGGCCGACGCCACAGCCAAGAUGGUGGAGGCAGCGAAGGGGGCUGCAGCCCACCCAGACAGCGAGGAGCAGCAGCAGCGGCUCCGGGAAGCGGCUGAGGGGCUCCGCAUAGCGACCAAUGCCGCAGCUCAGAAUGCCAUCAAGAAAAAGCUUGUGCACAAGUUGGAGCACACAGCCAAGCAGGCUGCAGCCUCGGCCACGCAGACCAUCGCCGCCGCGCAGCACGCCGCCGCCUCCAACAAGAACCCAGCUGCGCAGCAGCAGCUGGUACAGAGCUGCAAGGUGGUGGCGGAUCAGAUCCCAAUGCUGGUACAGGGCGUGCGAGGAAGCCAGUCCCAGCCAGAUAGCCCCAGCGCUCAGCUCGCGCUCAUCGCGGCCAGCCAGAACUUCCUGCAGCCUGGUGGGAAGAUGGUUGCGGCAGCCAAAGCCACUGUCCCCACCAUCACGGACCAGGCCUCUGCCAUGCAGCUCAGCCAGUGUGCCAAGAAUCUGGCCGCAGCCCUCGCCGAGCUCCGGACAGCUGCCCAGAAGGCUCAGGAGACCUGUGGGCCCCUGGAGAUAGACUCGGCGCUAAGCAUGGUGCAGAGCUUGGAACGAGACCUGCAGGAAGCCAAGGCUGCUGCCAGAGACGGAAAGCUCAAGCCCCUGCCGGGGGAGACGAUGGAGAAGUGCGCCCAGGACCUGGGGAACAGCACGAAGGCCGUCAGCUCCGCCAUCGCCCAGCUGCUGGGGGAGGUGGCCCAGGGCAACGAGAACUAUACAGGGAUUGCUGCCCGGGAUGUGGCCCAGGCCCUGCGCUCGCUCAGCCAGGCUGCCCGCGGUGUUGCAGCCAACACGUCCGACCCCCAAGUGCAGAGUGCCAUGCUGGAGUGCGCUGGCGACGUCAUGGAUAAAGCCGGAAACCUCAUCGAGGAGGCGCGCAAGGGCGUGGGCAAGCCGGGCGACCCCGAGAGCCAGCAGCGCCUGGCCCAGGUGGCCAAGGCCGUGUCUCAGGCCCUGAACCGCUGCGUGAACUGCCUCCCGGGGCAGCGGGACGUGGACGCCGCCAUUCGCACCGUGAGCGAGGCCAGCAAGAAGCUGCUGGCCGAGUCGCUCCCACCCAGCACCAAGAGCUUCCAGGAGGCACAGAGCCAGCUGAACCAGGCAGCAGCUGGGCUGAACCAGUCUGCCAACGAGUUGGUGCAGGCCUCCCGGGGCACCCCCCAGGACCUGGCCAAGUCCUCCGGCAAAUUCGGGCAGGACUUCAAUGAGUUCCUGGAGGCCGGCGUGGAGAUGGCUGGCCAGUCCCCGAAUAAGGAGGACCAAGCACAGGUGGUGUCGAACUUGAAGAGCAUCUCUAUGUCCUCCAGCAAGCUGCUCCUGGCGGCUAAGGCGCUCUCCGCAGACCCCACUGCCCCCAACCUCAAGAACCAGCUGGCGGCCGCUGCACGAGCCGUGACCGACAGCAUUAACCAGCUGAUCACAAUGUGCACCCAGCAGGCUCCGGGCCAGAAGGAGUGUGACAACGCCUUGCGGGAGCUGGAGACGGUGCGGGAGCUGCUGGAGAACCCCACCCAGGCUGUCAACGACAUGUCCUACUUCAACUGCCUGGACAGCGUCAUGGAGAACUCCAAGGUCCUGGGCGAAGCCAUGGCUGGAAUUUCCCAGCAUGCCAAGAACAGCAAACUGCCCGAGUUCGGGGAGUCGGUCAGCACAGCCUCCAAGGCGCUCUGCGGGUUCACAGAGGCCGCUGCUCAGGCUGCCUAUCUGGUGGCUGUUUCGGACCCUAACAGCCAGGCCGGACAGCAGGGCCUAGUGGACCCCACCCAGUUUGCCAGAGCCAACCAAGCGAUCCAGAUGGCCUGCCAGAACCUGGUGGACCCGGCCUGCACGCAGUCCCAGGUGCUGUCAGCCGCCACCAUCGUAGCCAAGCACACCUCGGCCCUGUGCAACACCUGCCGCCUGGCCUCCUCCCGCACCGCGAACCCCGUCGCCAAGCGCCAGUUCGUCCAGUCCGCCAAGGAGGUGGCCAACAGCACGGCCAACCUGGUCAAGACCAUCAAGGCACUGGACGGAGCCUUUAACGAGGACAACCGGGAGCGAUGCCGGGCAGCCACCGCCCCCCUCAUUGAGGCCGUGGAUAACCUGACGGCCUUCGCCUCCAACCCGGAGUUCGCCACCAUCCCAGCCCAGAUCAGCCCUGAGGGGCGCAGAGCCAUGGAGCCCAUCGUCACCUCUGCCAAGACCAUGCUGGAGAGCUCGGCAGGCCUCAUCCAGACGGCCCGCUCUCUGGCUGUCAACCCCAAGGACCCGCCCAAGUGGUCGGUGCUUGCCGGUCACUCCCGCACCGUCUCCGAUUCCAUCAAGAAGCUGAUCACCAACAUGCGGGAUAAGGCUCCUGGGCAGCGGGAGUGCGACGAGGCCAUCGAGGUGCUGAACAAGUGCAUGCGGGAUGUGGACCAGGCCUCCCUGGCUGCCAUCAGCCAGCAGCUGGCCCCCCGAGAGGGCAUCUCCCAGGAGGCUUUGCACAACCAGAUGAUCACUGCUGUUCAGGAGAUCAGCAAUCUGAUUGAGCCUGUGGCCAGCGCCGCCAGGGCGGAGGCCUCGCAGCUGGGACACAAGGUGUCCCAGAUGGCUCAGUACUUCGAGCCGCUCAUUCUGGCCGCUGUCGGUGCUGCCUCCAAGACGCUCAACCACCAGCAGCAGAUGAACCUCCUGGACCAGACCAAGACGCUGUCCGAGUCUGCCCUGCAGAUGCUGUACACGGCCAAGGAGGCCGGCGGGAACCCCAAGCAAGCCGCACACACGCAGGAGGCACUGGAGGAGGCUGUGCAGAUGAUGAAGGAAGCUGUGGAGGACCUGACCACCACUCUAAAUGAGGCUGCCAGCGCUGCCGGGGUCGUCGGGGGCAUGGUGGACUCCAUCACCCAGGCCAUAAACCAGCUGGAUGAGGGACCCAUGGGGGAGCCGGAGGGGACCUUUGUGGAUUACCAGACCACCAUGGUCAAGACAGCCAAGGCCAUUGCAGUGACGGUACAGGAGAUGGUCACCAAAUCCACCACCAACCCGGACGAGCUGGGCACGCUGGCCAACCAGCUCACCAGCGACUACGGGCAGCUGGCUCACCAGGCCAAGCCUGCUGCCAUCACCGCCGAGAACGACGAGAUUGGCUCCCACAUCAAGAACCGGGUGCAGGAGCUGGGCCACGGCUGUGCUGCGCUGGUGACGAAGGCUGGAGCCCUGCAGUGCAGCCCCAGCGACGCCUACACGAAGAAGGAGCUGAUCGAGUGUGCGCGCAAAGUGUCCGAGAAGGUGUCCCACGUGUUGGCAGCCCUGCAGGCCGGGAACCGCGGGACGCAGGCCUGCAUCACUGCAGCCAGCGCCGUCUCCGGGAUCAUCGCCGACCUCGACACCACCAUCAUGUUCGCCACCGCGGGGACGCUGAACCGGGAGAAUGCCGAGACCUUCGCCGACCACCGGGAGGGCAUCCUGAAGACAGCCAAGGCGCUGGUGGAGGACACCAAAGUGUUGGUGCAGAACGCCACUGCCAGCCAGGAGAAGCUGGCCCAGGCUGCCCAGUCUUCCGUGGCCACCAUCACCCGCCUCGCAGAAGUGGUGAAGCUGGGCGCUGCCAGCCUGGGCUCCGAGGACCCGGAGACUCAGGUGGUUCUGAUCAAUGCAGUCAAGGACGUGGCCAAGGCGCUUGGGGACCUGAUCAGUGCCACCAAGGCGGCGGCCGGCAAAGCCGGGGAUGACCCCUCGGUCUACCAGCUGAAGAACUCGGCCAAGGUGAUGGUCACCAACGUCACCUCCCUGCUGAAGACGGUAAAGGCCGUGGAGGACGAGGCCACAAAGGGGACCCGUGCGCUGGAGGCCACGAUAGAGCACAUCCGCCAGGAGCUGGCGGUUUUCUGCGCCCAGGUGCCUCCAGCCAAGACCUCGACGCCAGAGGAUUUUAUCCGCAUGACCAAAGGCAUCACCAUGGCGACAGCCAAGGCUGUGGCCGCUGGCAACUCAUGUCGGCAAGAGGACGUAAUCGCCACGGCCAACCUGAGCCGCCGCGCUAUCGCUGACAUGCUGCGCUCCUGCAAGGAAGCCGCCUACCACCCUGAGGUGAACGCAGACGUGCGGCUGCGGGCGCUGCGCUACGGGAAGGAAUGCGCCAACGGGUACCUGGAGCUGCUGGAGCACGUGCUGGUGAUUCUGCAGAAGCCGAGUCACGAGCUGAAGCAGCAGCUGGCUGGAUAUUCCAAGCGGGUGGCUGGCUCCGUCACCGAGCUCAUCCAGGCUGCAGAAGCCAUGAAAGGGACCGAGUGGGUCGACCCAGAGGAUCCCACGGUCAUUGCUGAGAAUGAGCUGCUGGGAGCAGCAGCUGCCAUCGAGGCUGCAGCCAAGAAACUGGAGCAGCUGAAGCCGAGGGCCAAACCCAAGCAGGCGGACGAGAGUCUCAACUUUGAGGAGCAAAUCUUGGAGGCUGCGAAAUCCAUCGCUGCUGCAACCAGUGCCCUGGUGAAGGCAGCCUCAGCGGCCCAGAGAGAGCUGGUGGCUCAAGGAAAGGUGGGUGCCAUCCCCGCCAAUGCAGUGGACGACGGCCAGUGGUCCCAGGGGCUCAUUUCAGCCGCCCGCAUGGUGGCUGCUGCCACCAACAACCUGUGUGAGGCUGCGAACGCAGCAGUGCAGGGCCACGCCAGCGAGGAGAAACUCAUCUCCUCCGCCAAGCAGGUGGCCGCCUCCACAGCGCAGCUCCUGGUGGCCUGUAAGGUGAAGGCUGACCAGGACUCUGAGGCCAUGAAGCGACUGCAGGCCGCUGGCAACGCCGUGAAGAGGGCAUCGGACCAUCUGGUGAAGGCAGCCCAGAAAGCAGCCGCCUUCCAGGACCAGGAGAACGAGACGGUGGUGGUGAAGGAGAAAAUGGUCGGGGGCAUCGCGCAGAUCAUUGCAGCGCAGGAGGAGAUGCUGCGGAAGGAGCGGGAGCUGGAGGAGGCCCGGAAGAAGCUGGCUAUGAUCCGGCAGCAGCAGUACAAGUUCCUGCCCUCGGAGCUGCGGGACGAGGGGCAGAACUGAGGGGAGCGUGGCCAUGAGCUGAGCCUGCCCACCCCCUCUCACCACAGAGACUGCUGCCGCCG
Emys orbicularis (European pond turtle) is the source of this 7818-nucleotide messenger RNA. It is a transcript of the gene TLN1, whose product is annotated as talin 1. The record is from RefSeq and is a predicted model, not a curated record. Gene Ontology annotation, cellular component: ruffle; cytoskeleton; focal adhesion. The transcript has 57 exons. Gene Ontology annotation, biological process: platelet aggregation. Gene Ontology annotation, molecular function: integrin binding; actin filament binding; structural constituent of cytoskeleton. Bases 128 to 7756 code for a protein of 2542 amino acids. NCBI's taxonomy places the organism in Eukaryota, Metazoa, Chordata, Testudines, Emydidae.